ACCUCUCUCUUUUUCUUUCUUAUUAUCUACCCCAACUCAGCUCCCCAAAUACCUGUUUCCCGCCUUUAUUAUUUUUUUUUGUUUCUCCCAAUCCAAGUUUGAUUUAUCAAAUUGCUUUGAGUCUGAUCGAAAAAAAAAAACAUAGUUUCAAUCAUGUCAAGCACGGUUUCUCGUGGAUGGGUAUUCAUGGUGGUGGUGAUGGUCUCUGUUCUUGCUGCGGCUAUCAAUCUCAAUCCUCCCUCUGCUUCUUCUUCUUCCGAUUCUCCGACUGUUUCCUUGGAUUCGUCUUCCGCAACUGAAGAACAAGAAAGCGUCUUUCCUUCACGGACACACAUAAUCUCAAGUCUACAAUAUGAGUUUUACAGAGAAAAGUGCCCACAAGCUGAGAAGAUCGUGAGAUCGACCAUGGCGCAAAUAUUGGUUCGAAACAAGAAUUCCACUGCUCAACUCCUCCGCCUCUUCUUCCACGAUUGCUUCAUUCAGGGUUGUGAUGCUUCAGUGCUCCUAAAUGACAGCAACAGGAACGCAAAUCACUCUGCUGAGAAAGAUGCCACUCCCAACAGGACAUUGAAGGGCUUCGAUUAUAUUGAUACCAUCAAACAAGAGCUUGAAGAUGCUUGCCCAGGAAUUGUAUCUUGCGCUGACAUUCUUGUUCUUGCCACUAGAGAUGCCAUUGUCCUUGCUGGUGGCCCAUUCUAUCCGGUCUUUACAGGAAGGAGGGACAGCAACCGGUCGUAUUUUGCCCAAGCCACGGCUGAGAUACCCAGGCCUGAUGGCAAUAUCUCAGAGACGCUUAGGCUAUUUGCUCUCCGAGGAUUCACGACCAGACAAACCGUGGCUCUUCUCGGUGGGCAUAACAUUGGGAAGAUCGGUUGCGACUUCAUCCGACCAAGACUUAACAAUUUUAUGCGAACUGGACGGCCUGACCCAUCUAUACCCUCUGAUUUUCUUUUGGAGAUCAGCAUGAUUUGCGGCAAUGGGAAUAGCACUUCGUCCGAUGGAGCUGCUCCUACCCCCGUGAGAUCCAGGAGUAUAAUGGGGAUAGCACUUGAUUCUGCAAUUUCAUCAGGAUCAGUCUUUGAUGCUCAUUACUACAAAAAAUUGCUGAAAGGCAGAGGACUUCUCUUUGCUGAUCAGCAGUUGAUGGCCAGUCAAGAGACUACUGAUCUAGUGAGAGCUUAUGCAUCUGAUGAUGGCACAACCUUUCGGGUUGAUUUUACAAGGGCCAUGGUGAAGAUGUCUAACCUUGGCGUUCUAACUGGAUCUCAAGGACAGGUCCGGCUCACUUGCUCGAGGGUUGUCAGCUCCAAUUUACAGAACCGGCCAUGGUAGACUUGACCUUGUGCGAAUUUGAUUGGAUGCAUAUACUUUUCUUUUUUUUCAAAUUCUAGUAUCAGAUUAAUCGAACAGAUUAGGGAUUAUUUGUUUCUUUUCUUCAAAUUCUUCUUGAAGUUUUACUUGUGGAUGUUAGUUUCAUAUUGAGGAAUCUAAAAGUAGAAUUGUAUAGAAGUAAUGUGGUUUUUUGUGGUUAUUAUACUUGAAACCUUGUUUAGCCA
Messenger RNA from Camellia sinensis, 1556 nucleotides. RefSeq names its product putative Peroxidase 48. The record is from RefSeq and is a predicted model, not a curated record. Gene Ontology annotation, biological process: hydrogen peroxide catabolic process; response to oxidative stress. Gene Ontology annotation, molecular function: peroxidase activity; heme binding. NCBI's taxonomy places the organism in Eukaryota, Viridiplantae, Streptophyta, Magnoliopsida, Ericales, Theaceae.